Molecule: messenger RNA, 2463 nt
Organism: Nerophis lumbriciformis (worm pipefish)
Lineage: Eukaryota; Metazoa; Chordata; Actinopteri; Syngnathiformes; Syngnathidae
Source: RefSeq, a predicted model, not a curated record
AUGGAAAAUGUACAUCUGGCAGUAGAGGAGGACGAUAUUUAUUCAGGAUACAACGACUACAACCCGACGUUUGACACUGAGGAGCUGGAUAACGACGCGGGCUUCCAAGAAGCGGUGAGAACCAGUCAUGGAAGGAGACCCCCGAUGACUGCAAAGUUUUCUGGCACUGCCGCAGGGGGGCGCCCCUUAGCUUCAUCUUAUGGGGCUCGAAUGACCUCCUCAAUUGGACGCCCCAUGACUGGAGCUGUACUGGACGGAGCAUCUCGGCCCAUGUCGGCAGUCAGAGCAGCGGGAUACACCUCGUCGCGAGCGCGUGGCUCAGCUUUUGACCCUCUUGGCCAGUCCAGAGGUCCUGCGCCAGCAUUGGAGGAAAAGAAAGAGGAUUUGCCCGAGGAGAAGAUCAAGCUGUUGGAGAAGAAAGUGAACGACUUAAUCACAGAGAGCUGCAUGGCUCAAAGCACGGGCAACUCACAACUGGCCCUUGAGAAGGCAAAAGAAGCUGAGAGGAAGGAGAGAGUGUUAGUGAGACAGAGAGAGCAGUCUGGCAAUGCAGAACAAGUCAACAUAGAUCUCACCUACGCUGUUCUUCUGAACCUGGCUAACCAGUAUGAAAAUAAUGAGAUGUACCCCGAAGCCCUGAGCAGCUACCAACUCAUCGUCAAAAACAAGAUGUUCACAAACGCAGGGCGCCUAAGGGUGAACAUGGCUAACAUCUGGGUGAAACAGAAGAACUACCCCAAGGCCAUCAAGUUGUACCGCAUGGCGCUGGACCACAUCUCGGACGACUACAAGGAGAUGAGGAUCAAGAUCAUGCAGAACAUCGGCACUGUCUUUGUGCUGCUGGGCCAGUACUCUGACGCCGUGGCGUCCUUCGAGCAUAUUAUGAGCAAAAGCCCCAAUGUCAGGACCGGCUACAACCUGGUGCUGUGCUAUUACGCCGUCCGCGACCCCGAUGGAAUGAAGAACGCCUUCCACAGGUUACUCGCCGUACCCCUGGACGUGCAGCACGAAGACAAGUACAUCGCCGCUAACGAUGACAUUAGAUCCAACAUGUUGAUGGAGGCCCUCAAGAACGACAAGCUAUACCAAAUGGAGAGAGACUUGAAAGCUCGUGCCGAGAAGUACGUGAUGACUGCCGCCAAGCUCAUCGCUCCAGUUAUUGAGUCGUCGUUUGCGGCCGGAUUUGACUGGUGUGUGGAUAUGGUGAAGAACUCUCAGUACGUGGAGCUGGCCAACGACUUGGAGAUCAACAAAGCCAUCACCUACCUCAGACAGAAGGACUUCAACCAGGCCGUGGCCAUACUAAAGACGUUUGAGAAAAAGGAAAGCAGAGUCAAGAGCGCAGCCUCUACCAACCUCUCUGCUCUUUUCUUCCUGGAGAAAGACUACGAGCAGGCGGAACGCUACGCAGACCUGGCGAUGAUUGCUGACCGCUACAACCCCGGAGCUCUGGUCAACAAAGGCAAUACCGAGUUUGUCAAGCAGGACUACGCCAAAGCGGCCGAGUUCUUCAAAGAGGCAUUGAGGAAUGACUCGUCCUGCACCGAAGCCCUUAGAAACCUGGGUCUAACGUACAAGAAGCUGAAUCGUUUGGAGGACGCGCUGGACUGCUUCCUGAAGCUCCACGCCAUCCUCAGGGACAGCGCCGAGGUCAUGUAUCAACUGGCCGACAUCUACGAACAACUGGAGGACCCCCACCAGGCUGUGGAGUGGCUGAUGCAAGUCAUCAGCGUGGUCCCUAAUGACCCCAAAGCUUUGGCCAAACUUGGGGAUUUGCAUGACUUGGAGGGGGACAAAUCACAGGCCUUGCAUUACUACCUCGAGUCUUUCAGACUUUUCCCUUGCGACAUGGAGGUGAUCGAGUGGUUAGCGGCCUACUACGUGCAGACGCAGCUCUACGAGAAGGCCAUUCACUACUUCGACAGAGCCAUACUUGUGCAACCAAGCGAGGUGAGGUGGCAGCUCAUGGUGGCUAGCUGUUACAGGAGAAGUGGAAACUACCAGAAAGCUCUAGACACAUACAAAGAAAUCCACCGCAAGUUCCCUGAAAAUGUGGAAUGUCUACGCUUCCUGGUGAGGUUGACUCAGGACAUGGACCUGCAGGAUGUCACGGACUACGCCAGCAAGCUGAAGAAGGUGGAGAAGAUGAAGGAGCUCAGAGAACAGAGAGUCAAGUCGGCACGAGAGGGCAGCUCGCGAGGUCGGCGAGAGGGCAGCGCGGGAAGUGCGGACAGCGGCCAUAGCAGCAGCAACGGCCACAAAGGCGAACGUCUGGGUGUCCAGGUGAUGUCACUCCCCGCUUCUUACGACCCUUACGAAAGGAGCAGCCCCAAAGAACUCGACGCCUCCUAUGUGGACCCACUGGGGCCUCUGACGGAGCGACCCAAGACUGGGGCCAAGGUGCGGGUGGAUGAUGACGACUUCGCCGAUGAAGAGCUCGGCGAUGAGCUGCUGCCUGAGUAG